Molecule: messenger RNA, 2919 nt
Organism: Synchytrium microbalum
Lineage: Eukaryota; Fungi; Chytridiomycota; Chytridiomycetes; Synchytriales; Synchytriaceae
Exons: 17
Coding region: 1-2919 (972 amino acids)
Molecular function (GO): NADP binding; N,N-dimethylaniline monooxygenase activity; flavin adenine dinucleotide binding
Source: RefSeq, a predicted model, not a curated record
AUGGAGAGACUUUCGGCAAUCGCCAACCAUUUGCAAGCUAGUAGUGGAGCUUCGUCGAAGCGCCAAACAAGAGUCAUUUGCGCUGGAGCCGGUGCAUCUGGAAUAUGUAUGGUUCGAGAGUGGAAGAGAUCUGCAUCUCUGAAAGACAUUGAAUUACAGGUUUAUGAGAAAUCAUCAGCACCAGGAGGUACUUGGUACGAGACAAGAUACCCUGGCGCUGCCUGCGAUGUCCCGUCACAUUCGUAUUCAUUCACAUUUGCUCACAAUCCAAACUGGAGUCGCCCAUAUUGUGGCUGGCAAGAAAUUGGACAAUACUUUGAUCGCGUGGCAAGAGACGUUGGAGUCUAUGAACACACUCAAUUCAACACAUUUAUAACGUCACUGGAUUGGGAUGACGCGAAGGGCAUUUACUAUGUUUCCUGGACUGAAACGACACCACAGGGAGAACGUCAUGGUCGUGAUUGGUGUAAUUUCUUUAUAAAUGGCACUGGUGUUCUAAACUCACCAAAGUAUCCUACCGAGAUACGUGGAUAUGAAUCAUUCCUGGGUCCCAAGAUUCACACUGCAAGGUGGGAUGACAGUUAUGAUUUUCGGGACAAGAAGGUGAUGGUGAUUGGAACUGGGGCAUCAGCCAUUCAAUUAAUCCCUGCUCUGCUGGAAGACAAGUUCCAAGUGAAAAGCAUGACCAUAAUUCAACGCACACCUUCAUGGAUAAUGCCGUAUCGUCUGAAGGGUGUCUUUUCCGAAGAAGACAAGAAAAAGCAUGCACAAGAUCGAGCGUAUUCUGAAAGGUACCGACAAGAAAUGUAUGACUUCUUUGAGUUGGAAAUGGAUAUGUUUAUCAAAGGAUCUCAAAAGGCUCAAAAAGCCAUGAGUAUUGCAACUAAAAACAUGAAGAAGCAAGUAAAUGACGAAAAGCUUUUACAGAAGCUGCUUCCGACUUAUCCGGUGGGAGCGAGACGUUUAACUCCACACGACUCGUAUCUCGCAAAAAUACAAGAUCCUAGAGUCACGUUGGUGACUGAUGGAGUAAAGGAAAUCACCCCCACAGGAAUAACUACAGUCGAUGGCGUUCAUUACGAUGCGGAUGUCAUCUGCGUCGCCACUGGUUACAAUACGAACUUUGUUCCUCGCUUCAAAUGCACUGGAAAGAAUGGUGCCACUUUACAAGAUCUAUGGCAAGAUCAUGCCGAAGCCUACUAUGGGCUUGCUGUAGCCAAGUUUCCAAAUCUCUUCUUCUCUUUGGGACCCAGCUCGCCUGUUGGAACCAACAGUGCACUCCCGAUUAUAGAGAGAUUGAGCAAAUACUUUUGGCAGCUCAUUCUGAUUGCGCAUACAUACGAGUUGAGUACCUUCAUCAAAGCCAUUGAACCAAACGCAAAAUAUCAGCACGAAUGGUAUGUAAAGGGGCAAGAGUUCCUCAAAAAGACUAUUUGGACCUCUGAAGGAACCGGAGGCUGGUACAAGUUUAAGCAAGGUGACGUGAAGAUAUGGCCUGGAACUACCAAUGAAUAUUUCAGGGUGUUGCGAGAACCAAAUUGGCAGCACUUUGACGUUGUAUUCCAUGAUGGUACAAGCAACACCAGUCGACUUCCUGGAUCAAGCUACGAGUGGAAUGAUGAUGGCGGGACUAUGAAGUCGUCAGACCUUGAUCUUCACGUUACAAUGGACUUUGGUCUCAAGAUUCGAAAAGAUGCUUGGUUUAACGCGUCUGACGGACUCUCUUCAGGGAAACCGCUGACUUCAAACAGUGUAGAAGCUCAUCUACGUAAAUUCGCCUCAAAUGCUCUAGCUUCUGCAGUUAUCGCGCAACCUUCAACUCCGGAAUGUGCAGUUUGGACAUUGCAGGAUCUGGCUCUGCUUGCAUCCAAACUAUGUAACCCAGAUCGAGGAAUACUACAGCAGUUAGCUGAUACGUAUAAAGGGUCAGCUCCUCGUUUGAAUGCAAAGCAAUUGGUGACGGAUAUCGCUACUGGUGGUCUUAGAUGUUUUCAACCUCCACGUCAGACAACGUAUACACCAUCAGACCGCUUUAUAGAAUUUCUUUUAUCGGCUCCCAAGUCGCAUACAGCAGACCAUUUCCUCGAUGAGGGCAGUGACACAACUGGUCCUGGAUUAGAUAGUGAGUUUGGACUUUGGGCCGAGAAUCAGAUGCUGAUUAUACGGUUAUGGAAGAUGCUGUUUGAAGCAUGCCUUUUCGAGAUACCGCCAGCAUCAACAGAAAAGACACCAAGACCUUUCCGUGUCGCUCCAACCCUCUCUCGACCUUCGUUGCUACUUAGUCACGAGGAUGUGUUAACGAUUGAUUCAUCAUUGGCUCCAAACCACCGAAUAUCGACUGAAUGGCCACUCCUAUUCUCUACACAACGAGACGGCAAAUCAUGGACACUCUUUCAAAAUAGUAUACAGGAUGCAGGUGCAACUUUGCUGAUAAUACGUGAUAAACAAGGUUGUGUCUUUGGGGGAUUUGCCAGCGAAGCCUGGAAUCUCUCACCCAAAUUCUUUGGUGAUUCGUCAAGUUUUUUGUGUGGAUUGAGACCAAAGAUUGGCGUCUUUACUCCAACUGGGUAUAAUAAGAAUUAUCAGUAUUUCAAUCAUGGAACGUCAACUUUGACAAACGGGCUAGGCAUGGGAGGUCAAAUGGAUUAUUUCGCAUUGUACGUGAACUCAUCGUUUGAGACAGGGCACUCUAAAGCCAACCCAGUAUCCACAACAUUCAAUUCUCCAAGGCUUUCUGCAAGUGAGGAAUUCAAGAUUGACACAGUGGAAGUGUGGUUGGUAACUCGUAAAGAAGUCGACGAGAAUAUGAUGCCAGACAAGAAAUCGAUACUCGAUACUCAUCCAGAUGCUGCAAACAUGUUGGAAAUAGCUGGCAAACAUAUGUAUGGCAAGGAAGUUAGGGAUGUAAAUUUAGAAUGA